Messenger RNA from Vitrella brassicaformis, 1835 nucleotides. NCBI's taxonomy places the organism in Eukaryota, Vitrellaceae. The record is from the annotation of a GenBank genome assembly.
ACAUACGUUUGUACAAACGAGCGGUAUGUAUCCAUCGGACCAAGUGAGUCAACUGCGCGUGACCCGCACGCCCCAAGGAUACUUAGGAUCUAGUGGGUCAGUCAUUCUGUUCGUCUUGAUAUAGUUCCUCCUGGUCCCAGCCUGCACAGCACGCAGACGCACACACCUUCACAGCACAGCACAACACGACAAACGACAACCGCAAACCAUCCAUCGCUUAGCUUACCGAGGCCCCCUGUAUGUCAUGCGCUUCACACAACAAUGACAACAAUGACAUCCAUUACAGACACAACCACGGGGAAGGCGCUUUCAGGCCUCACUCACUUUGGUGCGGGUCUGCUGGUGCGGUCCCCCGUCUCUUAGGUGGGCCAUACACGUUGAUAUCGAGUGGCCCGAUCUUUCUGGCGGGCAGCGCCCCCAGGAUGUCGUGGGUCAGCAGCGCAUACUGCGGCUGGCCGUUGUCCCACGCCCUCGGUCUUGGACGGGACUUCUCCACCUCAUCACUGGAGGGAUCCAGGGGGGAGACAUCCAACCUUGCAUUCGGAGGCUGACACAUGCGUGCUUUGUCUUACAGUGUUGGUCGUUGAGUCUCCAGGAAUAUCUGCAUGCAACCAAAAGGCAUCAAUCGAUGGCAAAGGGCCUUGAUUCGGUCAGAUGAUUCUGUGUGUGGAGACAUACGGACCCUCAGUCUCCUCUCUUCGGGAUCGGUGAUAUCCUUUGUGAGCAGCUUGUAGUCGAGCCGCUCUUUCUGGUUGGCCGACAGGUACUUGAAGUUGCUGCGCGUACGCAAGAAGUCCGGCCGAGCCCCCUGCCAAGACAGGAUCACACACUACCACCUGUGUCGCAUGGCGUGUCUCUGUACUUCUCUCUCACAUCGAUGUCUUGCACGUCGAGGGCCGAGCGGACCGGCUCACUGCAUAUACAGAAAAGAAGACGUAAGAAGACACGAAUGCCCUUACGGUCGUCUUGUUAGUUACCGGUGCCAACGCUUCUCCGUUGGCCAAGUCCUCUCUAAAGUUAACACAGCAGCCAACAGGUGGUGUCUCCAAGAUGAUUUAAUGUCAUGCCAUGCAACGUACCGAUAUCUGCACAAUUGAUGCUGUCUGCCGGCAGCAUUCACACAGGUGAGAAUAAGUGAAAGGACAGAGGAGAAUGAAUGUUUGUUGGCUCUCUGCACUGACCACGGAUGAAUCGCGGAGGCUCAGGGGCCCUGAGGACGGUCGACGGCAACGUGUAAUCAGGAACCAGAGGGUUUGUAAUCCUACCAGUCUUCAUUUAAAUCACAUGGCGACGACGACACACAACAAGCGGAUGUAUGGGUAGCCAAUUUGCAACACAGCCCUCCUUUCUGACCUUGAAUCCUCUUCUGGCAGGUCUCGCAUAGUCGAUGUCAUGCGUCGUCAGUGCAAGGUCAAACGGCCUGCCCUUCAGCCCCACAUCCGAUGCCAGAGAGAGCCGAGGCAUCGCACCGUCGAUGUCGCUGGUUUGAUGACCGUCUCGCUUGGAUGUGAAGCGCUGCCAUCUCAGCUGCGGUGAGGUCUUCUCGAUGUCGGUUGUGCGCAGGCUGGAGCUGUCCGGCUUGAAGAACCGGCUGCUCCGCGCUGCAAAGAAACAAACAGCUGCACAAGGGUGGUAACACACGCGUGCGCCUUCCUUACGUGGCUCUUUGGGGAUGACACUGAGGGACAUUAAGUCCCGUCGGGUGGGGAAUGGAGCAUCGCUGGUGGUCUGCACAGUGAAACGCCAAGAAGUAAUGCAUGUGCGCUUGUACCAGCAGCGCUAGCCCAUUGCAGUCUUCACCUGCAUCGUUUUAGCCGUCAAAACGGAAGGACUGC